CUUAGCUACUCUUAUUGUGAACUAAGUGUAAUUGAGAAAAGAAAUACAAUAUACCUUGGAUGUUGAGACCACCAUUUAUAUGUGAGAUUGGGCAUACUAAGGUUAUUCCUGAAAGUGCCUAAAAAUUUAGUAUCUUUCCUAUUAGGCGCCAAAAUGUUGGCAUAUGAUUCAAACCACUUUUUAAUCCAUAUCAUGUAGAAUAUUUAACUACCCUCUGUAUCUUAUUCUCUUUUUUUCUCCAAACAGCCGCUUCUUGCAAUGCAGAGGACCGUUCGCCAAAAGAAGGCAUCCAUUAGUCGACUCAUCCGUGAUCUCAGAAAUAAGGCGGUGCCUCGAUGAAGGCAUUGAAUUCCAAGGUGAGCUGUUGAACUUCAGAAAAGAUGGGUCACCCUUAAUGAACAGGUUGCGCCUCACUCCCAUAUAUGGUGAGGACGACAUAAUCACUCACGUCAUCGGGAUUCAGUUCUUCACCGAAGCAGCAAACAUUGACCUCGGCCCGGUACCUGGUUCAGUUAAGGUUUCAGCUAAACUUACUGACCACCUUGGUUCUCGACUCUCCACCUACUGCCCAGCCGAUCGAUCUGUUUGCCGCAGUGGACUUUGUGGCAUGCUGCAGCUGAGUGAUGAGGUGAUAUCUCUGAAGAUUCUAUCUCGGUUGACUCCUCGAGACAUUGCGUCGGUUGGUUCGGUUUCUCGACGGUUCUAUGAGCUGACCAAGAAUGAGGACCUCUGGAGAAUGGUCUGCCAGAAUGCAUGGGGAUGCGAGACAACUCGGAUACUGGAAGCUGUUCCAGGCGCGAAAAGACUUGGGUGGGGUCGGCUUGCCCGAGAACUAACCACCCUUGAAGCAGCGGCAUGGAGAAAGGUUACCGUCGGUGGUUCUGUUGAGCCUUCACGCUGCAAUUUCAGUGCAUGCGCAGUGGGGAACCGGGUGGUCCUUUUCGGAGGGGAAGGUGUCAACAUGCAGCCAAUGAACGACACGUUCGUACUAGAUCUCAACGCCAGCAACCCGGAGUGGGAACAUGUCCAUGUCAGCUCCCCACCACCUGGACGGUGGGGCCACACGAUAUCUUGCGUCGAUGGAUCUAAUCUAGUAGUCUUUGGAGGCUGCGGAAGGCAGGGUUUGCUCAAUGAUGUCUUCGUAUUGGAUUUGGAUGCCAAGCCACCAACUUGGCGGGAGAUCUCGGGGCUAGCUCCGCCGCUGCCACGAUCAUGGCACAGCUCAUGCACCCUUGAUGGCACAAAGCUGAUCGUCUCUGGUGGGUGUGCUGACUCGGGAGUUCUCCUUAGCGACACAUUUCUUUUAGACCUCUCGAUGGAGAAGCCCACUUGGAGAGAGAUACCAGCUGCGUGGACCCCGCCUUCUCGAUUGGGCCACACAUUGUCAGUCUAUGGGGGGAGGAAGAUACUGAUGUUCGGCGGGCUGGCAAAGAGUGGGCCCCUGAGGUUUCGUUCCAGCGAUGUGUUCACGAUGGAUUUGAGCGAGGAGGAGCCAUGUUGGAGAUGUGUGACAGGGAGUGGCAUGCCUGGGGCAGGGAACCCGGGAGGGGUGGCGCCCCCUCCUAGACUUGACCACGUAGCAGUCAGUCUUCCCGGUGGGAGGAUCCUCAUCUUUGGAGGCUCCGUGGCGGGCCUUCAUUCAGCUUCCCAGCUCUAUCUGUUAGAUCCAACGGAGGAGAAACCAACAUGGAGGAUUCUGAAUGUGCCUGGACGGCCACCAAGGUUUGCAUGGGGGCAUAGUACUUGUGUGGUUGGAGGGACGAGGGCUAUAGUGCUCGGUGGUCAGACCGGGGAGGAAUGGAUGCUUAGUGAGUUGCAUGAACUGGCAUUAGCAAGUUCAGUGAUUUGAUUCGGACUACAGGAACCAUGUAUGUACAUGCAGGAACAAUCGAUCAAGUGAACAAGCUGUAUUGGCCAUAGUGUGUUGAAUACUCAGGAUUGCAGAAAAGGGUUCAAAGUUGAGGACUUAGGCAUCUGAAUUCAGUGAUAGUUCCUUGAUUGACUGAAGAAAAUAUGGUGUUGUGACUGUCUAGUCAAAAGGAAUGUUGUGUAAUGGAGAACAAAGGGUUUGUCUGGAAAUGAGUGCCUCAUGCAUUGUGUUGUAAGAAAGAGUUUGUGGGGUAUUUAAGUAAAUUCCAGGUCUGGGUUUAGGGAGGUUAGAGGGGAGGGGUUUGGGGUAGGGAGUGAUAGUUGUAUCAAUAUAUGUGUAGGAAGAAGAAAUGGAGGAAGUCUCUUCUUUUCGUUUUUGUUUUUGCUUUUGUUCUUACUCUUCUGCUGCUUCUAUGUUUAUGUAACCUCUGCCUCUUGGGUUCUCUUUUUUCUUCGUCUUUCUUCUUCUAGUUAGUAGUUCUUUGAUGUGGUCUCUGACCUGAUCAUCUGAACCAAAAGAAAACAAAAGGGUACAAAGAAAAACUGCAAAAGUGAAUGCCUUUAUACGAAGAAAUAACUUGCAGGCUCUAAUUUUGCUACUGCUGUUUACCUCUUGUGUCUUUGUAGCACGCUGCAGAUUGGAUUUUCUUCUAAAUUGAGAGGCAUGGAUCAGAUAUUGCACCUGUUGUUGUGAAUUGUGAAUGUGCUAUAUAGAAUAUAACAUGUUACCAGGG
This is a messenger RNA of Linum trigynum, 2603 nucleotides long. The record is from the annotation of a GenBank genome assembly. NCBI's taxonomy places the organism in Eukaryota, Viridiplantae, Streptophyta, Magnoliopsida, Malpighiales, Linaceae.